This is a messenger RNA of Rhododendron vialii, 2769 nucleotides long. RefSeq lists its product as uncharacterized. Gene Ontology annotation, molecular function: RNA-DNA hybrid ribonuclease activity; nucleic acid binding. The coding region runs from base 1 to 2769 and encodes 922 amino acids. The transcript is spliced from 2 exons. The record is from RefSeq and is a predicted model, not a curated record. Lineage: Eukaryota; Viridiplantae; Streptophyta; Magnoliopsida; Ericales; Ericaceae.
AUGGCGGUGCCCUCUACCUACCAUCAGUGCAUCAAAUAUCCAUUACCUCCACCUAUAAAUGAAGGGAUAAUUGUUGCGGAUAAUGAUCCCUUUAAUGGGGUUGAAGCUUACUAUGCGGAUGCUCGUUUUUACACAAAGGCUUCGCAAAAUAGAGUGAAGGGCUCAACAGAUACUAAAAGCGUGAAAUCUCCGACAAAGAGGGCAUUUCGCUACAUUCCAAAGUCUCAAAGGAAGCCAGGGACAAGUGCUUUAGCUCCGAUAAACCCAACUUUGGAGUUAAAAGAUGCAUUUGUCUUGCCAUUACAGAAGGCAGAAUGCACAUAUGUGGAGAACUAUCUGAAAGUUGGUCUUGAUCCUGAAAAAGUAUCCACACAAACAGUAGCACCUUUUGACUCUGUGCUAACUCAUGCACAAGCCAAAUCCCUUCAGCAAGGAAGUCCUAUUGUGGCCACCAGGGAAGGAUUGGGUUAUCAAGCCGCGGAAGAAAAGCUCUCUGUAAAUAUGAUUACAGUGGAAGGGGCCUCAGAUGAUGGGAUUGAAGAUGAGACAUAUCCCAUACCAACACAAUCUGAAGAAGGAGGUCAGGCUACAAUUGACGAGCUUCACGAAGUCAAUCUUGGUGAUGAAGGAGAGAAUAAGCCAACUUUCAUCAGUGCAAACUUGGCAGAGGGAGAGGCUCAGAGGUACAUCUCUUUUCUAAAAGAGCAUCGCGAUGUUUUUGCAUGGACUUACAACGAGAUGCCUAGACUUGAUCCUGGAGUUGCAGUUCAUAGACUCGCAAUCCAUCCUGAGAAAUGGCCUGUUACACAAGCACCAAGAAGGACACGGCCAGAAUUGACGUCCCAAAUCGAGGCUGAAGUCGAUAAACUCCUUACAGCCGGAUUCAUUAGAGAGGUUAAAUACCCGACUUGGUUGGCAAACAUAGUCCCAGUUCCGAAAAAGAAUGGGAAAAUACGGAUUUGUAUUGACUUCCGCGAUCUCAAUGAAGCUUGUCCUAAAGAUGACUUUCCUUUACCCAUCACCGAACUUUUGGUUGAUGCAACCACAGGUUACGAAACCUUGUCAUUCAUGGACGGAUAUUCGGGUUAUAAUCAAAUCCGAAUGGCCCCCGAAGAUGAAGAGUUGACAGCUUUUAGAUCUCCAAAAGAGAUCUUUUGCUAUACGGUGAUGCCUUUUGGUCUAAAAAAUGCUGGGGCAACAUACAAAAGAGCAAUGACAGUGAUAUUUGGUGAUAUGUUGCAUAACAUCGUUGAGUGCUAUGUUGAUGAUCUUGUCGCCAAAACUAGAAAUAAAGAAGAUCAUUUGGAUGACUUGAAGCAAAUUUUUGAACGCUUAAGGCGGUACAAGCUAAAGAUGAACCCGUUAAAGUGCGCUUUUGGGGUUUGUUCAGGUAAAUUCCUUGGGUUUGUAGUUCGAAGCAGAGGAAUCGAAAUUGAUCCUGCGAAAAUCAAGGCUAUCCUCGAAAUGCCUCCCCCCCAAAAUUUGAAGGAGUUGAAAGGGUUACAAGGAAGAUUAACCUAUAUAAGAAGGUUCAUCUCUAACUUAGCAGGGCGAUGCUUGCCGUUCUCAAGGCUAAUGAAAAAGGGUAUACCUUUCGAAUGGGAUCAAUCAUGCCAAAACGCAUUUGAUAGUAUCAAGGCAUAUCUCAUGAAACCCUCGGUACUUAUGAGCCCAACCAAAGGAAAAUCAUUGUUGCUAUACAUUGCUGCUCUUGACUGCUCAUUGGGAGCCCUUUUGGCCCAACAUAACGAACAAGGGAAAGAACAGGCUUUGUAUUAUCUAAGUCGUACUUUGGUUGGUGUAGAACUCAACUACUCUCCGAUUGAGAAAACAUGUCUCGCUUUGGUGUUCGCCUUGCAAAAGUUAAGACAUUACGUCUUGGAGCAUGAAGUCAAAUUGAUAUCAAAGGCUGACCCUUUGAAGUAUAUAUUGUCAAGGCCAAUACUCUCUGGGAAAAUUGCAAAAUGGGCUGUAAUCCUCCAACAAUUUGCAAUUGCUUAUGUUUUCCAAAAAGCAGUAAAUGGUCAAGCCUUAGCAGACUUUUUAGCAGCGCACCCAAUCCCUGAUAAUUCACCUCUAGCCAUUGAUCUACCAGAUGAAGAGGUCAUGCAAGUUGAAGUUCAAAAAGCAUGGGAGAUGUACUUCGAUGGGGCAACAAGGAGUCCAAAUGGCCAAAAGCAAGAAGAUAUAAAAAAUAACAACUCUGGAAUCGGUGUUGUGUUCGUCACACCAAAUAAUGCCAUAAUCCCUUAUUCCUUUGCCUUGACAAAAGGAUGUUCAAACAAUGAGGCAGAAUAUGAAGCUGUAAUUGCUGUAUUGGAAUUGGCAUUGCAAAUACCGAUCGAAGAGCUCUUAGUCUGUGGAGAUUCUGAGUUGGUGAUAAAACAGUUGUGUGGAGAAUAUAUCGUUAAAAAAGCAAGCUUGGCCCCAUACCACGAAAGGGCUAGCCAGUUGCUUUCACAAUUCAAGAAAGUUAACAUUUUCCAUGUUAAAAGAAGAAUAAAUGCUCAAGCAGACUCCUUGGCAAGUUUGGCUGCCUCGCUCUCCCUGCUUGAUAGGGAGACAAUAACUGUUACAGUUGGAGAAAGAAGAGUUCUACGACCCUUAAUUGAAAUCUCAGAAGUAUUGCCAGUUUUUGCAGCCACAAUAAAAGAAGGUGACGAAAAUUGGCGUGAGCCCUUUAUAAAUUACCUCCAACAUGGUAGGCUUCCAGAGGAUAAAGCAAAAAGGGCAGCGGUAAAGCGUCAAGCCACAAAAUUCAUCAUGUAG